Messenger RNA from Plasmodium cynomolgi strain B, 775 nucleotides. RefSeq names its product nucleoside transporter 1. The annotation marks the transcript as partial. Lineage: Eukaryota; Apicomplexa; Aconoidasida; Haemosporida; Plasmodiidae. The record is from RefSeq and is a predicted model, not a curated record. The transcript has a single exon.
AUGAGCAUAAGCAAAGAGUCAUCCAAAACCAUGAUCGACAUUGAGAAGAAGGCAGGAGAAGGGAAAGACAGUAAAGGUGGAUCCAAGCUGACCAAGAAAGAACAGUUCCUUUUUCCAUUCACGUUUAUCCUAAUUGGUCUCAGUUCAUUAAAUGUAUGGAAUACAGCAUUGGGCUUAAAUAUAAAUUUUAAAUACAACACAUUUCAGAUAACCGGUUUAGUUUGUUCAUCCAUUAUAGCCCUAUUCAUCAAGGUGCCUAAAAUAUUAUUGCCGUUCGCGUUAGGAGGGCUAGCCAUACUGUGUGCAGGUUUUCAAAUAGCUCACCAAUUUUUUACCUUCGAUCAGUUUGACACCUAUUGCCUAAUAGCCUUCAUAAUUAUAGGAAUAAUGGCAGGACUGGCACAAACGAUUGCAUUCAGUGUUGGCACAACGAUGAAAGAAAAUAUGGGUGGGUAUAUGUCAGCAGGGAUUGGUAUUUCAGGAGUGUUUAUAUUCAUAAUAAAUUUGCUACUAGAUCAGAUUGUACCUGACCAGAAAAAGUUUGGGGUAAAUGAAGCCAAGUUACUGUACCUGUACAUCAUUUGUGAAGUAUGUCUAGUGUUAGCAAUCAUAUUUAGUGUGUGCAACUUGGAGCUAUCCUCCAGCAGAACGUCGAAAGAGGAAGAAUACAACGAUAAGGAACAAGGACUCUCUUACAUGGAAUUAAUUAAAGACAGUUACAAAGCCAUCUUAGCCAUGUUUUUAGUAAACUGGCUCUCUCUACAGUUAUUCCCAG